Lotus japonicus is the source of this 1432-nucleotide messenger RNA. RefSeq lists its product as uncharacterized. The coding region runs from base 16 to 1197 and encodes 393 amino acids. The record is from RefSeq and is a predicted model, not a curated record. The transcript is spliced from 2 exons. NCBI's taxonomy places the organism in Eukaryota, Viridiplantae, Streptophyta, Magnoliopsida, Fabales, Fabaceae.
GCUAAAUCAUUCACCAUGAAGAAGCUCUUGACAUCAUCAUCACCAUCUUCUUAUUCAUCAACCCCAUCAUCUUCUUCCACUCUCAGUUUCAACCCCACUUUGUGCAACUCCAAAAGUGGGUGUCUCACAUCCAUCUUGCACAGGAUUCUCUGUUCUGGUGCCCUUCAAACACACCCAUCAGACCAAAUUAUAGAACUUGGUUCUUCAAUGUCAGUGGUGAGUGGAAAAGUUCAAGAAUUUAAGGCAAUGCAGAACACUGAAGCUGCUAACUCUACUAAAAUUUCUCCUGGGGUAGUGGGAAGAUUGAUGGGUUUGGACUCAAUGGGAGAGGUUCAGAAACCCUCUGAAGCAAACCCGAGUUCUCUUUCGCGCAGCCGAUCCAUGAACUCUGUGGACUACUUGGGGGAAUGCAAGAGAAUGGAGGGUCUGCAUAGGCGUGUUAAAUCUUCAUCUUCAUCCUCAUCCUUCAGUGAAGUUCCAAGUUUCCACUUGCUAGAAAAUGAGAACUUUUUGGUUCUCAGUUUCGAAAGUGGAUGUGAGAGUAAGGAAUUCAAGUCCAAAGGAAGAAGAAAAGGAUUGAAGAAAAACAAGAGAGAAAAGGUGUCUGGUAUGUCUUGUGUCAAUGUGGGAAAUGGUGGUGAAGUUCAAUUUGCAACCAACAUGAAGCAUAAGGAAGGUGCCAAUGGUGAGAAAGUGAAGAAGAGGAAGAAGGGAACAGCAGCAUUUUACAACACAGAAAAGAAGGUAGAAAGUGAAUGCAGUUCAGAAGAUGCAAGCCCAGUUUCUGUCUUUGAUUUUGAGCGUGAUGCUCCAAGAACAGAUGUAGAUAUUUUUGGUGAUGAUAUGAAUUGGAGAAGAAAAUUGUCACCAGAGCUUGAAAAUGACCAGCAUUUUAUUCUGCAUUCUGAUGGUAUUUUCAUGAAUGAAGAGAGGAAGAUUAACGAAAUUGAGAACAGCAAACAUGAAGGACCAAAGAACAAAGAGAAGCAGAGCCAAGAGUUUGUACAUAUUUGGGGUGAAAUUUGCAGGCUAGUUGAAGAUGAAUUGGUUAGAUCGAAUCAGUUGCAAGAAGUGAUGAGAAAACAAGGUGAUUUUGGAAGUAUAAGUGCAGAUCUUGAGUCAGAAAUUUUUGAUCACUUGCUAAAUGAGCUUGUAGAUCAACUUGUUGGCAAUCCCUUGAAAGCAUUGCAGCUUUAAAAUUUGUAAAACAAGCAAAUUAAUGAAGUGUAAAAAAUUUAAUGCAUCUAAAGUUUAUUUUAUCAUUUUCUGGGACGAAAUUUAAGAUAGUAGAUUUUGAAUGUCAUAAAUAAUUAUUUAAAAGGAAAAGUUGAUUUAAACAUGUUAUUAGAUUAUCACUCUUAUUAUACUAGGGCGAUAACCCGUGCGCUCCACGGAGUUUUAUCUUGUACUUUAUCUGUUCCUUUUUAUAAGA